Phaethon lepturus (White-tailed tropicbird) is the source of this 561-nucleotide messenger RNA. RefSeq names its product histone H1oo. Gene Ontology annotation, molecular function: DNA binding. The annotation marks the transcript as partial. Lineage: Eukaryota; Metazoa; Chordata; Aves; Phaethontiformes; Phaethontidae. The transcript is spliced from 3 exons. The record is from RefSeq and is a predicted model, not a curated record. Gene Ontology annotation, cellular component: nucleosome. Gene Ontology annotation, biological process: nucleosome assembly.
GCCGUGGACCCCAUCCGCCUCAAGUACCUGCUGAAGCAGGCACUGAGCAAGGGGCUGAGCCGCGGGGACCUGGUGCGACCCCACAACUCAUCUGCCAUGGGGGCCACUGGCCGCUUCAAGUUAGCCCCAGAGAAGCAGCGGCACAAGCAGCCACCGGGCCAGGCGGCUCCCAACAGGGGCCAGGAGGCUCCUGGCAGAGGACAGGCCCCAAAGCCAGGACCAAAAGGGACCACCAAGCCCCCUCAGGCCUCCAUGGCGGGUGUGCGACAGCGAGCCCGGGCCCCUGGCAAAGGGCUUUCAGGGCCCCCUGCAGCUCCGGCUGCUGAGGAUGCAGGAGGAGGCGAUGGCCACAGCCCCGCAGGUGCUGGGGCAAAGGGGCCCCGAAAGGCCCCUGUGGGGAAGAGCAAGGCAAAGGCGCCCAAGGCGGCACAGCAAGAUGCCCCCAAGGCAAAGGCGAGUCAAGGCAAGGCGAGGAAGCCCCGGUCAGCCCUAGGAGCUGGCCAAGGGGAGGCCAGGCCUUGGAAGGCAGCCCCCACCUCAGCAGGCAGGAAGGCCCUGUAG